Molecule: messenger RNA, 3456 nt
Organism: Oncorhynchus nerka (sockeye salmon)
Lineage: Eukaryota; Metazoa; Chordata; Actinopteri; Salmoniformes; Salmonidae
Product: chloride intracellular channel protein 1-like
Exons: 7
Coding region: 415-1143 (242 amino acids)
Source: RefSeq, a predicted model, not a curated record
GCUGCAUUAACAAGAUGAAACCACUCAAUAUCGCGGUCUGCCGGUCUUUGGACUAGUACAGGUGCAAUUCCUUCCACGUUGUGUAGGCUUCUUUUUUAUUUCAUAACCCAAAUUGCAUCGAUGACCUACUAUAGACUAACGGAAUAGUUGGGAACAUGUAAUUACACCUUCCCUUCUUCGCCCCUCUCUUUUCCACAUAUCUCUCACGUACACACACAAUCGGUGGAGUUGAGUCGGCUAGGUUAACAUCACUCGUUGCUAGUUGAGUGUUGGUUUCCACCAUCAGGAAAUGGAGGAAUGAGUGUGUAGCGAGCGACACAGAGGGAGGGGAAACUGACAAGACGUUUACUGCAAGUCCCACACAGAACGUGAGCAAGGUCUCCCAGUUCCAGCGGCAACACUUGAAACAAAAAGAUGAGUGACGAAAAUAGACUUAAAGUUGAACUUUUUGUGAAGGCAGGCAGUGAUGGCCAGAGCAUUGGCAACUGUCCAUUCUCCCAGCGCCUCUUCAUGGUGCUGUGGCUCAAAGGAGUCACUUUCAACGUCACCACCGUGGACAUGAAGAGGAAACCAGAGAUCCUUAAGGACCUGGCCCCUGGUGCUCAGCCCCCCUUCCUGCUCUACGGGACGGAGGUGAAAACCGACACCAACAAGAUAGAAGAGUUCCUGGAGGAGAACCUGUCCCCUCCAAAAUACCCCCGCCUGGCUUCCAGGAACCCUGAGUCUAACACAGCCGGCCUGGACGUGUUCUCCAAGUUCUCAGCCUACAUCAAGAAUUCAAACCCCCAGCUCAAUGACAACCUAGAGAAAGGCUUGCUCAAGGCCCUGAAUAAGCUAGACGAAUACCUUGGCUCCCCACUUCCUGACGAGAUUGACGAGAAUAGCGCUGAUGAUGUCACUUCCUCCUCCCGUCCCUUCCUGGAUGGGCAGGUCCUCACUCUGGCCGACUGCAACUUGCUUCCCAAGCUGAACAUUGUCAAGGUGGUGUGUCUGAAGUAUCGCACUUUCUCCAUCCCCAAGUCUCUCUCCAACCUGUGGCGGUACCUGGAUGCUGCGUACGCCCACGAGGAGUUCUCCUCUACCUGCCCCAAUGACACAGAGAUACACAUCGCCUACUCAGCCGUGGCUAAAGCACUUAAGUAGGAGGACAAGGGGAUCACAUCAGUCACACACACCAGCAAAUACACACAUACACACACACACACCUGAUCAGAUAUCCUAGACACACUCACCAAUGCACUCACACAUACAGGCACUCCCUCAGACACACGCACACCAUUCCAACAGUCUUUCUUGAGAACAGGAAAUCAAUAUCACUGUAAGAUCAAGUUGAACAUUUUUCAUUGGCCACUUAAGAGUUUGUGAAACUCUCUGAGGCGUAUAGUUUAUGGUUCCCUUUUUGUCACGUGGCACAUAAACUCUUUAUACUGUGUAAUCAGGGGCAGUUACACACAGUUAAAGUUGUAUACACGGGCAGUAGGUUACAUAUGGUUGCAUCCAACUGAACGUAUAGUGGUCUGUUCAGUCUCUAUGAUUAAUUCUGCACUGCAUACAUUGCCACAUUACCCCCUAUUAGUUUCCAUCUCUCGGCCAAGCCAUAAAAAAAACUGUUCCUGUUGUGAUCACACACAGAUACGCAUACCUAGACCAGUUUAACUGCUACCUGCAGCUGAAAGAGAGAGGUUAGUUAUAGGCGUGUCUACAAUUAUACAUUAUUACCGACAUAUUAUUACAGUGUUGAUAUAUUGUUCAGGGCAAACAGCCGUUAACAGGGUGGAUGACAUGGUCAGUUUGAACCAGUCAUUUUAUACAUGCUAAAUGGUCAGAAGUUAGGCUCAGGGAACGGGAAAGCAGGUCUUGGGCCAAUUGCAGUACAUUGGGGCACACUAUACAGAGGUGUUUCUCAGCACACAUUUAUCCACACAGAAAACGAUUUCAACAGAUCUCGGCUUCUCCUUUCUCCGGCUUGUAGCGCUGUGAAGGGUUUAUCAAGCUUAUGUCCCCAUUGUAAGGCUCUUUUGCUCGUGAAUCAACUCAAAUUGUAUUUGUCACAUGGGCUGAAUACAACAGGUCUGUAGACCUUACAGUGAAAUGCUUACUUACACGCCCUUCACCAACAAUGCAGUUUUAAGAAAAUACCUUUUAAAAAAAAGUCAAGAGAAUAAAGUAACAAAUCAUUCAAGAGUGGCAGUAAAAAAAACAAUGGCGAGGCUAUAUACAGGGGGGUAAUUUAAAGUGAAGGAUAUUUUUGAUACAAUAAAAAAAAAAAACUGUGAGAGGCUCAUAUUGCAGAGCAGUUGAGUUACUCCAGACAAAGUAAUAUGGCUAUUUUCGCUGCUUUAUGUGAACUUUAGGUUAUUGAGGAAGUACUUGACUCUGUAUGGCCUUGAGGCACCAAGCCAGUUCAGUCAUGUUUCACUGUAAAUCUGAGGGAAAACUACAGGAUGUAAUGCAGACGUGCACACAUGACUAAACCAUAAACGUCACCUUCAUACAAAUUUGAGAUGUUCUUUGCAUAGAUAACUGAAACUGACAUCUCCAAGGGGAGAAUGCUACGGGAUUGUGAGUUUGUACUCUUUGAUAUGGUUAAUGACAAUGGAAGACUCAAUUCAACUUGAAAAAAGAAAAGAGUUUGAACCUUUAGUGAGCCAAAGGAAGGGUUUUACUUGAGGCCUAUUGAGGUGGGUGUUGUUUAGGUUGUUUAAAUCGACAACACCUUUGAACCUACUACCGUCCUGUGCUUUGUAGUGCACACUUUGAAGUCUUCCAUUUUACAGUGACUUGAAAUUCAGUCCCCUGGGAAAGAACUGGAAAUAUUUGUUUGGGUUCUAUACAAUCCAUAUCAGCGUAUCAAGUUCAGCGUUACAGCGUGAUUGACAUUUAAAGGCAAUGUUCCGGCUUUAAAGGAGAUUGUAUUCACGCUAUGCCGCUCAAUCGGAAAUGAGCUUUCUAUAGUGCAAUCUUCAGCGAAACAGAUUGAAUAGAGCGCUCAGACUGACUCAUAGAUGGUGCAGUCUCAUGGCACUGACUUAAAAACAGCCUUGUUUUAAGCUGAUCCAAUUUGAGUGUACAAAACCUUUGUGUACAAAACAUUAGGAACACAUGCUCUUUCCAUGACAUAGACUGACCAGGUGAAUCCAGGUGAAAGCCAUGAUCCCUUAUUGAUGUCACCAGUUAAAUCCACUUCAAAUCAGUGUAGAUGAAGGGGAGGAGACGGGUUAAAGAAGGAUUGGAGACAAUUGAGACAUGAAGUGCGGUGACAUGCACAAAAUAAUAUGAUUAUUGUGGAUAGUCAGGUUAAUGUAGUAGUUUGCUUAAAACGUUUACGUGCUUUGCAAGAAUACCAAUUUCCCUAAUGAUCCUGUUUACAUGGACACAUCUGAAGUCAGGCUACCUGAUGGGACUUUUGAUGAAUGCAGAAAAUAGCCAAUCAAAAUAAACAUUCUACCACAGUAA